Messenger RNA from Manihot esculenta (cassava), 1328 nucleotides. Its product is annotated as F-box/kelch-repeat protein At3g06240. The transcript has a single exon. Lineage: Eukaryota; Viridiplantae; Streptophyta; Magnoliopsida; Malpighiales; Euphorbiaceae. Gene Ontology annotation, molecular function: protein binding. Bases 129 to 1328 code for a protein of 399 amino acids. The record is from RefSeq and is a predicted model, not a curated record.
UCAACGGGAUUAACGUGAUCGUCUUUGUCUCUUUGUAUUAUAAAAGGAACAGGAAGGCCGCCAUCUCCAUAUCUUUGUCUCCUGUUCGUCUUUGCACAAAGAGUUGGAAACAUUGAAGCAAAGAUAUAAUGGCGGACUAUUUUCCAGAGGAAUUGAUAGUAGAAAUCUUAUGCAGACUGCCCGUCAAGACCCUAUUGCGAUGCAUCGGUCUCUCCAAAUCAUGGUACGAUCUCAUCAAAACUCCCAAUUUCAUUGCAACCCAUCUCCACAAAACCCUCUCUUCAGACGAUCAUCGAUUAUUUUUGCAUCGUUUGUAUGGAAAUAAUGACGAAACAUUCCGUUUGUAUUUUGAUAAUAACGAUUUCGGGGAGUAUAUGACACCCCAUCCCCCAUGCGACACCAAGAAGCAUUUGCACGUCGCAGGUUCAUGCAACGGCCUGAUUUGCCUCUUCCGCGAUGAUUUUUCACAUGGAUUCGGCUAUGGCUACAGAUUCAUCCUCUGGAACCCUUCCAUUAGAAAGUCAAUAUUACUUCCUUCACCCCAUUUCAUCUUUGCGAAUAAUUUCUUACGUUGCCGGAAUUUUACUGGUUUUGGAUUUGAUCCUACAACUCAGGAUUACAAAGUCUUAAGAAUCAUGAACCUCCUUGUUGAUGAUUGGAUUCACUUUAGAGCAGACGUCUACUCUCUUAAUUCCAAUUCUUGGAAGGAUAUUACUGACAUUGUUCCCAGAUAUAGGGUACAUGAGAGUGUCACUCCAGCCUUUGUGAAUGGUGCAUUGCAUUGGAUAGCUACUGAAAAUAAUUAUAGGAAUUUUAUAAUGGUGUUUGAUGUGAGAGAUGAUGUUUUUCGUGAAAUGAUGUUGCCAGAAAGUUUGGCAAAUGCUUGGGCUUCGGAAUUGACUGUUCAGGUAUUCCAGGAAUCAGUACUAGCAGUUAUUUACCGAGAGACUUGUCGUGAUUACGAGUCGCAUAUAUGGCUGAUGCUAGAAUAUGGUAGAGGAGCAUCAUGGGUGAAGUUAGCAACACUGAGAAAUAGAAUGAUAGAAAGAUCAAAGGUGUUAGGAUUCAGAAAAAAUGGGGAAGUGCUGAUGUAUACUGGGGAAGUGGGACAGGGAGUGGGAGACAUAGCUUCAGUGGACAUAGGGAGCCGAAUGUUUAAGAAUCCAAUAGCUGGAAACGAAAAUGAAGGAGGGCCUUUUCUCUAUAAUUAUAUGGAGAGCCUUGCAUUGCUUGACAAAGGCAAUAUGCAGUGUCCAAGUGAUGCAAAGCAAACAAAAAUAUCCAACGGAUGGCUGGAAGCAGUUUUGAAAGCAAACAUUGACCACUAG